UAAAAUUGAGAAAACGUUGACGUUGGCAUGUUUGUGCAAACAUUGUUAAUUUGGGGCGUCGGACGAGAAUUUCCAAUUAAAAUCGCGUCGCGACGCUUCCAUGCGCCGAGAUGCGCCGCCCGUACGUACGAAUUAACCGCGCCACAACUUUUAUAUCUGAACAAGUUGUUCUUCGUGAUCAGAUCCGAUUGUGGGAAACUGCGAAAAACAACAGUGAAGUUAAGGAUGUCAAUUCCUCCACUAUGGCUGACGUUGGGUGUUUGUAGUCUGGUAAUCGGCCAGAGCAUCAUAAAAGCACCGCCCGAAUUCGUGGAAGUGUCCGAAACGUUGGACUGUCACAAACGCAUGUACACAUAUCACGUAACCCAGACGGACGAGAACGGCAGAUCGUGCAGGGAUAAGGUGUCGGUGAUGGCGUGCUGGGGACGCUGCGAUUCCAACGAGAUUGCGGACUGGAGGUUCCCGUACAAGAAGUCUAACCAUCCGGUCUGCGUGCACUACGGGAGGAAACGUUCGGAGGUGAUAUUGAGGAAUUGCGACGAAGGUGUCAUGCCUCUGACGAGGAUCUAUCAGUAUUUGGAGGCGGACGAGUGUAAGUGUCAGCAGUGCUCGUCGUCGGACACGAGUUGCGAAGGAAUUACGUACAGACCCCAUCGAUCCCAUCCCGAUUCUUUGGGUUUUAAGAUCAAUUAAUUGUACUCAUGUAAUUGUCCAAGUUAGAUAGAGUAUAUUGUUUCAAAUGAUGUAACAGUGGAUUUUGUUGUAACAUUAACGAUG
Messenger RNA from Aethina tumida (small hive beetle), 777 nucleotides. It is a transcript of the gene Gpb5, whose product is annotated as thyrostimulin beta-5 subunit. Gene Ontology annotation, molecular function: hormone activity. The record is from RefSeq and is a predicted model, not a curated record. Gene Ontology annotation, cellular component: extracellular region; cytoplasm. The transcript has 3 exons. Gene Ontology annotation, biological process: G protein-coupled receptor signaling pathway. The coding region runs from base 28 to 693 and encodes 221 amino acids. Lineage: Eukaryota; Metazoa; Arthropoda; Insecta; Coleoptera; Nitidulidae.